AUGCAGGAGAUAUUCCGUGGCACGUCUUCUAGGAAACAUGCAGGGCAUGGUAAUAACCCUGCUCAUGGGCCUCGUACUCAACCAGGCCGUGACGUGCGAUCCGUCCAUCACGUUAUUCCAAGGAAGCAAGCUUUCUGGGAUUCCCUUUUUUUCAACGCUACACAGCUGGCAAAACUCUGCACGACAACUUGCUCCAUUGCCUUGGCAACAUGGGAACGAAGAAUCGCAGGAGCUUGUGGAAGCACGUACUGGCCCUCGCCUCAAGGAACGCAAUAUCUACCUGCAUCUCUGGCCCAAGCUUACGUUGAAGCAUUUAAUUCAACUUGUCUGCAAAAUUCUUGGACUGAUACAUCCAGGGCGGGACAAUAUUGCAAUCUCGUGAUUGCGACUGCACUUGGUAUACAUCCUACAAAUCAACAGAUAGUAGGACCUGUUGGAUGGACUGUUACAAGUCCACCAACAGCGACAACAUUUGUCAUUCAACCAUCCUCUGUUUCCUCAGCCGUUCCUACGUGUGCGGGAACAUCCUACAAAAUCUCCAGCUCGGAUACUUGCCAAAGUAUUUCCAUGGCUAAAGGCAUAAGUACAUAUGAUCUCCUAAAAUCCAACUCGCUAUCAGCGUUUUGUGGAAGUUUUCCUACUUCUGGCACGCUUUGCAUACCGAGCCUGUUAGUUUGCAACCCGUAUACGGUGAAAGCAAAUGAUACAUGCUCGUCGAUUCAGACUCAAUUCAACAUCACAUAUUCUCAGAUUACGGCAUGGAAUCCGGAGCUUGGAACGUCAUGUACGAACAUCGGAAAAUACGUCGGAUAUGUCAUCUGCGUUUCUAAUCCUGGGGGCACUUGGGUGAACCCGAGUAGUGUGACAACUUCGAGUGCACCUACCACCACAGCUCCCUUUUUCAACAACUCAUUGACAGCAACGUACAAGUUACGCAUGCCAGGAUGUGGCGACGCAGUACAAUAUCUCAGUGUCAGAUUUUGUUUCAUGGAACCCAUCGGUGAACACAACAAGUCCCUAUACAAUGACAAAUGGACUCCGGAAUAA
This is a messenger RNA of Hyaloscypha bicolor E, 1047 nucleotides long. Its product is annotated as carbohydrate-binding module family 50 protein. The coding region runs from base 1 to 1047 and encodes 348 amino acids. The transcript has 8 exons. Lineage: Eukaryota; Fungi; Ascomycota; Leotiomycetes; Helotiales; Hyaloscyphaceae. The record is from RefSeq and is a predicted model, not a curated record.